Messenger RNA from Canariomyces notabilis, 1909 nucleotides. RefSeq lists its product as uncharacterized. The record is from RefSeq and is a predicted model, not a curated record. Gene Ontology annotation, biological process: polysaccharide biosynthetic process. Lineage: Eukaryota; Fungi; Ascomycota; Sordariomycetes; Sordariales; Chaetomiaceae. Gene Ontology annotation, molecular function: acyltransferase activity, transferring groups other than amino-acyl groups. The transcript has a single exon. The coding region runs from base 416 to 1624 and encodes 402 amino acids. Gene Ontology annotation, cellular component: membrane.
CCCACUCACCUGAGCGACACCUGGUUCCGCCAGGAGACGCGCUCCAGUCUUCAGAUUGAGUUCCAAUCUGUGUGCAUGUUCCCAUCACCUUCAAUCGCUCUCUCGCCGCCUGUCGGCCACAUCGACAUUUACCAUGCCGAGCGAUCUGGAAGGGGCAAUGUCAAUUGAGCCAAAGCGGGACCACGCCCUGCUGAGUGCAGACCCGCUCUUUUCAUGGCCCGCCGCCGUCUUCGCCUGGCUCGCCUCAAUCCGGGGCCACACCCUCAUCCGGCUGCUCUCACCAUGGCCGAAAUCUGGGAGUAGUCAACCCGAAAAGCUGAGACCGACGGCGUAUCUGGACGGCCUCCGAGGCUUCGCCGCCUUUCUCGUCUACUGGCACCAUCACGAGCUCUGGGCCCAUGUGCCGCUCCAGACCAUGUUCUUUGAGUCGAGCUUCGGAUACAACGGCUUCCACUUUUUUGUCGCCCUCCCCGGGAUCCGCAACUUCUUCCACGGUGGUCACUUCGCAGUCGCGACUUUUUUUGUCAUUUCGGGAUACGUCCUUUCAGCCAAGCCCAUGAGCCUCAUCCACGCUGGCGAGCAGGCAAAGCUCGCAGACAACCUGGGGUCGGCCCUCUUCAGGCGAUGGCUCAGACUCUAUAUCCCAGUCAUCGCCACGACUUUUAUCUACAUGACCAUGGUGCAUUGCUUCGGCAUCUGGAUUGAAGGUCGCACCACGCACGCCACCUACUUUGAGGAGUUUUGCGCUUGGUUUUCAGAGCUCAAGAAUUUCAGCUUCAUCUUCCACCAAGGCCUCAUCAGCUGGCUUACCUACAACUUCCAUCUCUGGUCGAUCCCCACCGAAUUCAAGGGGUCCAUCGUCAUCUACACGUCGCUUCUCGCCUUCUCGAGAUGCAGCAGAAAUAUCCGCCUUUGGUGUGAGGCCGGCCUCGUGUUUUACUUUCUGUACAUUGUCGACGCGUGGUACUGCGCCUUAUUCACGGCGGGCAUGUUGCUUGGUGACCUGGAGCAGCUCGCGGCCAGGGACGAGCUUCCAGCCUUUAUCGCUCAAUUCCGGCCGUAUAAGACCUUCAUCUUUUACCACUUGUUUGCUUUCGCCAUGUACCUGGGUGGAUGUCCCGCCAACAGGUCUGAGGUCGAGGAGCUGCGGAAGAACCCCGGAUGGUAUUGGUUAUCCUUCCUCAAGCCGCGGGUCAUGCAUGACUCGAAGUGGUUCUUUCUAUUCUGGGCGGCCGUGUUCCUUGUUUCAUCUACUCCCCACAUUCCGUGGUUGAAGAGGUUCUUCGAGACGCGCUUCUGCCAGUACUUGGGGCGCGUGUCAUUUUCUCUCUAUCUGGUCCAUGGCCCAGUGCUCUGGACCCUGGGCGACAGGCUUUACGCAGCGGUGGGGUGGCCAAAGGAGUCGCGGACGGCCAACAUCCCGCAAUGGGUGGACAUAUUCAAGCUGCCAAUGACGGGACCCAUGGGCUUGGAGGUGGCCUUCCUGGUCCCGCACCUGAUCCUCCUUCCAGUUACCUUCUACGUGGCUGAAGUUGUUACGAGGGCGUUUGAUGAGCCUAGUGUCAGGUUCCCGCAGUGGCUAUACAAGAUGGCUUCGGAGAGGCCGGCAAGGUUACCAGCAUGAGAUUUGAUCUCCAUCAUAGUUUCUUCUCAGGCACAUCAUCUUUGUAAUUUUGUAUAGAACUAUUCCAAGCUUCAGAUUAUAUUCUCACGGCGAUUCAUGGGGAUCUACGUUGUGAUGUCCUACAACCCAAUGCUGAUAGGCAGACCGCCGAAGGGGAGCCUUAAAGUUGCCUAGUUACACACUAGUAGUCUGUUGACUCGAACUCAAAUCGGCCAGAGCUGAAGUAAUACCGGGUCAUUUGAAGUAUUGCCUCCCGCGUUUCGACCAAACUCAUUGGCUUUGGAU